CCUCAGACGAAGACAGAAUUCGGGCACCAGGAGAAGGAAGCCAACAGGAUCCGACACAGUGUUUCCUGAGAAAGGCAAGACCCCCUCAGGUCUACUUAGAGCGAAGUCCGUAGAGGAGGCAGCUAGGCGCAGCUCUGACUCCGACCCACAGAAUGGAUUAUAAGUCGAGCCUGAUCCAGGAUGGGAACCCCAUGGAGAACUUGGAGAAGCAGCUGAUCUGCCCUAUCUGCCUCGAGAUGUUUACCAAGCCAGUGGUCAUCUUGCCGUGCCAGCACAACCUGUGCCGGAAGUGUGCCAACGACAUCUUCCAGGCAUCAAAUCCCUACUGGACCAGCCGAGGCAGCUCAGUGUCCAUGUCUGGAGGCCGUUUCCGCUGCCCCACCUGCCGCCACGAGGUGAUCAUGGAUCGUCACGGAGUGUACGGCCUGCAGAGGAACCUGCUGGUGGAGAACAUCAUCGACAUCUACAAACAGGAGUGCUCCAGUCGGCCGCUGCAGAAGGGCAGUCACCCCAUGUGCAAGGAGCACGAAGAUGAGAAAAUCAACAUCUACUGUCUCACGUGUGAGAUGCCCACCUGCUCCAUGUGCAAGGUGUUUGGGGUCCACAAGGCCUGCGAGGUGGCCCCACUGCAGAGUGUCUUCCAGGGACAAAAGACUGAGCUGAAUAACUGUAUCUCCAUGUUGGUGGCGGGGAAUGACCGCGUGCAGACCAUCAUCACUCAGCUGGAGGAGUCCCGUCGAGUGACCAAGGAGAACAGUCACCAGGUAAAGGAAGAGCUGAGCCAGAAGUUUGACACACUGUACGUCAUCCUGGAUGAGAAGAAAAGCGAGUUGCUGCAGCGGAUCACUCAGGAGCAGGAAGAAAAGCUCAGCUUCAUUGAGGCCCUCAUCCAGCAGUACCAGGAGCAGCUCGACAAGUCCACGAAGCUGGUGGAGACUGCCAUCCAGUCCCUGGACGAGCCUGGGGGUGCCACCUUCCUCUUGACUGCCAAGCAACUCAUCAAAAGCAUUGUGGAAGCUUCCAAGGGCUGCCAGCUGGGGAAGACAGAGCAGGGCUUUGAGAACAUGGACUGCUUUACUUUGGAUUUAGAGUACAUAGCAGAUGCCCUGAGAGCCAUCGACUUUGGGACAGAUGAGGAAGAGGAGGAGUUCAUUGAAGAAGAUCAGGAAGAGGAAGACUCCACAGAAGGGAAGGAAGAAGGACGCCAGUAAGGAGCUGGAUGAGUGAGACGUCCCCCGAGAUGCAGAGAGACUGGGGAGGGUGGGGAGGGGCCCAGUGGCCUUGGCGACAGGCCCAGGGUCUGGGCCCCUGAAGGGGCAAUGGGGAGGUAAUAUCUUCUCUCUGCUCAGAGAGGAGGGACUAGGGUAGGACCCUCACUGCUGCAUCCAGCAGCCCCUGAACCAGAAUUAGGGGAAUGUGCUUGAAACAAUCACACAGGACACUUUUCUACCCUGGUGCAAAAUGGAAUAUUUUGUACAUUUUUAAAAUGUGAUUUUUGUAUAUACUUGUAUAUGUAUGUCAACUUGGUGCUUUUUGUAAAGGAACUUUUGUAUAAUGCCUGGUCGUUGGGUGACCUGCAAUUGUCAGAAAGAGGGGAAGGAAGCCAGGUGGAUACAGCUGCCCACUUCCUUUCCUGGGUGGGAGGACUGGGUAGCACCACAGGGACAACCUGCUAUAUUUCAGUGCCUAUCCCAGACAUAUGGGGUGGUAACUGAGUUUGUGUUCUAUGUUGUUUUAAUAAAUGGACAAUGCUUUCUUCCUGUUAUUCAAAGGA
This is a messenger RNA of Sapajus apella (tufted capuchin), 1774 nucleotides long. It is a transcript of the gene TRIM63, whose product is annotated as tripartite motif containing 63. NCBI's taxonomy places the organism in Eukaryota, Metazoa, Chordata, Mammalia, Primates, Cebidae. The transcript has 9 exons. The record is from RefSeq and is a predicted model, not a curated record. Gene Ontology annotation, molecular function: zinc ion binding. The coding region runs from base 153 to 1211 and encodes 352 amino acids.